AUGGCUGCUGUUUGGGAGGUUGUUGGUGGCGCUGAGCGCGGCGGGGUCCUUGUUCGAACUGGUCAUGAUCUGAGCUCAGAUCUCGCUGACGGUCGACUUGCCACGGGAUCUUUGGUGAAGGAGACUGACGCGCGCGAUGGACGGAUUUGCUAUGAGCUUGUGAAGGGAGAUGGGCCUGCCUCGGGGUGGGUGACGCCCAAUCUCCGUGGCAAGGAGUUGCUGGUGAAGACAGGAGCCCAAGGAGAGAAGGCUCCUCAGUCGCGACGCCGUGGUUUCUCGCAGUGGGCAUCUACCCAGGCUGAUGAGGAGGUUGCCCCAGAGCCGGCCAUGCCGGAGUUGGUGCCGGCAGAGAUGGCAUCCGAGAGUUCUGUUUCCACGGCAGCGUCUACAGCAGAAGAGAUGGUGGCAUCACUUCCUGAGAAUGCAGCUGCAGUGGCAGAGAAGUCCUUGUCUAAGGACGAGGAAGAUGCAUUCCGGAUGUAUACCGACAAGUUUGGCGAAUGCAGAGAUGGCUCCAAUCCAGGUUACAGCCGCAAGGCCUUCCCGUGGUUCAGCCCGAAGCCCACAGAGGACAAAAAGAAGAAGCUGUCCAAAGAGGCCCUGGAGGCCGCACUUGCCUGCAAGCCCAAAGAGAAGAAGCUGUCGAAGGACAAGCUGUGGGAGGUCGACUCAGAG
Messenger RNA from Symbiodinium pilosum, 675 nucleotides. The record is from the annotation of a GenBank genome assembly. Lineage: Eukaryota; Dinophyceae; Suessiales; Symbiodiniaceae.